CAUUGCAGUCGCUGUGUGUUGUGUGGCUGGGCUGCUACGAGCGAGGCUAGGCAGCCAGUAUGGCGGAGGAGGGCAGUGUGUUCGAGUUGGAGGGGCUUGAGAAACAGUUGCAGACAUUGAUAAGUCGUUACUCAAGCGACGAGUUGCGGGGAAACGGCAACCGAUUCUGCCUCGACUUUUGCAAGCUGGUGGAAGAGUAUGCCUCGCGAUGGCAGAUGCCACUCCCUCGGCUCAGGAUCCUGGAGAAGGCUCUCUGCCACUUCACUCGGGCCUCAUCCUCCUUCACGUCAAGCUGCGAUCACGUGAUUCACACACUCAGUAGUUUGGCCUUGAGUGUGUUUGAGUUGCUGCUUUUCUUUGCUGAAAAAGAUUUCCCCCAAGAGCCACUGCUCGGCUUCCGCAGUACAUUCCAGGAAUGUAAUUUGGCCCUUGCGAGGUAUCAGAAUGUUCACUUACUUCAGGUGGACCGACUGAUGCGGGCUGGAGGCGCCUGGGCCAGUCCAACCUUGCAGGCAAUACUCAGUGAGUCCAGUUCACCUCAGGAUGAAGUGGACGCAUGCCUCAGCUCUGAGCUGCCAGUGUUCUUCGAGCUCAGGGUGCGCUACCUUUUAUCCUGUGAGCGAGUCAGCGAGGCUUUAGCGUUGGCUAAGUCUUGCAUUCGACAUCCGACGGCAGGGCAACACUUGUUCUUCCUCCAGGUCUACCUCACGUGGCUUUACAAGUCAUCGCAGCAUGAUCGCCUGCGUAAAGAGCUGGGCGACCUCAGCGGUAAAGAUGCAGUGCACAUCAUCUGUAGUUUGGAGUACGAGGAAACAAAUGAGCUGCUGCUCGCCCUGUGCCAGGUGUUCCUCUCCCAGCAGCUCUCUCGGGGUGACAUGUACUACAUUUGCGAGCUUGUUUUUGUGUGGAGCAACCUUCACAAUCGACUGAAAACUUCCAAGCAAGCUUUUCUUGAGGAAAGUCGUCAGCUUAUGCUAUCUGCCUCCAACGUCAACUCCAUCUUCCCCUUCAUCAGAGUUGUACUGCAAGAGCUGGGUGAAGAGGGCAUCCAGUUUUGUGUGGAGCUUUGCGCCAAUUCCUUGAAGUCUUGCCUCCCGUGCAACGCAAUCACCAAGUCGCUGAUCUAUAAAACAAUCGCUGGCCUCCUCCCCAACGAUCUGGAAGUCUGCCGGGCAUGUGCGCUCUUGGUCUUCUUUGUGGAGCGCAGCGUGGAGGCCUACAAGAUGGUGUAUUUGCUCUAUGUGCUUCCAGACCAGGAGUACCAUGUUGAGCACAGCCCCAUCAGAAACCAGAUCCGCUUUGAAACCCUGCAGGUCUUGAAGAAGGACCUUUACUUUGACCCCGAGUUUUGGAACCUCAUUACUUUGCGGACCAAUUGUUUGAAGCUGAUGAGCAAGAAGGUGCUUGAUGCCGCCCUUGAAGAAAUUAUGGCGGAAACAUGGGUCACAAACUAUUGUGCCAAAGAGUUGUCCUGCGCCUCAACAGGAGAGAAAGAUCACAACAGAGCAGCAAAGAAACGCAAUCAUAAAGACGGUCACAAUAAAGAAGGUAGCGCUGAGGAGACGUCCAAAAGACUAAAGUUGGGCCAAUUGACUGUUGACGGUGCUGCAAAAAAGAAGAGCAGCCAUGCGUCACAGUAUGCAAAGAAACCCUCUCAACCUUUGAGACGUUCAUUUUGGCAGCUUGACAGGAUCCAUGACGUUGGGUAUGAACAGUUGCGACCAGCGACCCGACUAUCUGAAAAAAAUCCCCCCAAACGGACAAUUCAGAAACCCAAAUGGCUCAUGGAAGACUCUGGUACUUUGCAAGAGUCAAAGCGUAAAAAACAGAACCAGUCAUCUGCCCCAAGGAGACCUGAAUCUGGUCAACUCAAGAACAACACAAAACCCAAAGUAACGGUAAACUCCUGUACCACGCACGAGCAGGAAUGUGAUGAACCAGCAUCAGCUCCGCAGGUCAUCCUGGAGCUGUCCUUACCCGACAAUGAGCUGCUGGGAACAUUCAAUGAAGAUAGUUGCAACAGACAGAAAGGCUACCCUCAGAUGCUCCUUUAUAAACCCACAGUAAAGCUUCCUGACACUUUGCAGCCGGCGAAGGUGCCCUGUGGUAAAGAGGUCAUCCUCAGAGCAAGGGACGCUACCAUGUUUGUGCAACAUUUGCACUGCUAUGCGCAGAGGCACAAAGGAAAAGGUAAUGGGUCCAAUACUCAUGGAUCCGUAUCAACAAUUACACGCUCUUCUGCGCAAGGCAGUCCACCCAAACAACCACAGAGAGGGCUUUGUGAGAAAGGUAAUGCGGAAACGAGGGAUGGCACAAGUUUGGAACAAAAUAACAUGUCAGCAAAAGAGCUCACAGAAGAGAGGGUGAUUCAAGAAGAUUCUCCUUCUCACAAGUUGGUUGGAAUAACGGAUUCUAUAUUUUCUUGUAAUACUGCAAACUCUCAAAGCACAGAUAAAAUCCCACACACUGCGGCUACAUGCCAAGAACUCUCUGAAGAAGCCUCUGUUGAGAUGAAGGUGACAUUUGCUUCACAAAGCUCAGCAGUAGGGAAAGCCACCCAGCAGCCAACCCAAGCUUCCAGUAAUGCACAAAGCAGUCCUGAAUACACCUCAGUGGUUUCCACUAAAAUCAAUAUUCCAAACACUGGAGAUGGAGAGGCUUUUGACAACAUAGAUGGGCAACAACAGCUAAGAUCACUUCAUUCUCAUUUGGAAAAUGGCAAAAAAUGUACCGACAAGGCCAAAGAUCCUCAGAUGAAUGCACCUCCUCAGCAUUCUACUCAUCUAAAUGACAUCUCUGCCUUAGAAACAGAGACAGCCACCAAGCUUUUGCCUGUUAAGCUUCCACAAGACAAGGAGAAUCACCAACGUCCUACAUCCUCUCCUCACAAGGCAUCAACAUCUGUAUCUACCGUAGAAACCAAACAUCUGCCUGUUAAAAUUCCUCAAGACACGGAAAAUCACAAACUUCCCAGAGCCUCUCCCGCCGAGGCAUCAACAUCUGUGUCUACCUUAGAAACAGAGAUGGCCCCCAAGCUUGUGCCUGCUGAAGUUCUUCAAGACACACAGGGUGACAAACGUCCGACAUCAACAUCGGUGUCUGCCUUACAAACAAAGAUGGCCUCCAAGCGUCCGCCUGUUAAACUUCCUCAAGACAUGGAUAAUCACAAAUGUCCUCCAGUCUCCCCCACCAAGGCAUCAACAUCAGUGCUUCAAAAUAAAUACAAUGUUCCCGAUGCCUCCAGUCGAACAAUGCCAGAACCAGCAACCUGUGCAUCUAUGCAACAUAAAGAAAAAGAAGAAAGGUCAGUGUAUGUUGAAGAAGACGACGAUGAUGACUUUGAAGAAGUCGAAUCGGAGGAAUCCAAGUUGGAGUACUGCUGUACGUUUUGCCAGAAGGUUUUCAAGGGUAGACAUGUAGUUGUGCACGCAAUGUUCCAUUUCCGCAAGGAUGAGUGUAUGUUUUGUGGAACCAUCUUUAAAGACGACCUCCUGGCCAUGAUGCACCUGUCUGAUCAUAUCGAAAAGCUGAAAAGAAGUAAAGCUGAACAAGACUGCGUGUCCGAGACCAAAGAUUCCUCUGCACCGAAGAGCUCUGCCAAAGCUAAGGCUCCCAGCAGAACAUCAGGCAGUCACAGUAGCAGGAGACUGAGGAAGUCUUCUCUCCGUAGCAAAUCUGUCACCCAACCGGAUGCACAUUUAUCGGAAUCCAGGUGUCUGCGAUCAAUGACAAAACCAGGCGACAAACAAAAUGAACACGCAGCCGGCAAAUCUCCCGCCCACAAAGUAAAUGGCCACAUUGACACAAAGAAUCAACCUGACCAAAUUAAACGGGCAACCUCAAAAGCUGAAGGAAAGCAUCCGCAUCCACCACAGGCCGCAGAAGACAAAGCAGGUGAGCGCAAGGGGAACCAUAAAGUGGCAGAAACCUUGGACUAUUUUGUGUCAACGGUUCCGAAGAAGAAACCUCUGGAAUGUUCAAAGAAUAGCGUAAAGAAGAACACGACAAAGGUAAUGAAAAAGAAGAAGGCAGAGCCUGUAGAAAAAGUUUAUUGCCCAGCAGAUGGAUGCAGUUGGUUUACAGACCUCGCCAAAAACCGUGUUGCACUCCUCUACCACGCCCUGGAGCGUCACCGCGGUGACAUCAAACCGCUAGAGCUGUCAUUCCAAGUCGCAAACAAUAAAUGCAGUAUAUGCAUGCGGGUUCUAUGGAGUUUUGAACAUUUUCAGCAUCACGUGGAAAGACAUCGACUCAGCCCUCGGCAUCCUUGCCUCCAUCUGGGUUGCACCGCCAGAUUCAAAACGGGAAUGGAAAUGAGACGACACGCCAGAAAGCACAGUCCACUGCAGGCAGUGUGCUGCUUACCAGGUUGCUCCAAACUAUUUAUUUGUCUGUGGGCACUGAACCUCCAUGAAAAAGAGCACUUCGCUUCCAAACCUGCCAAGCCAAUAAAGAGUGUGGACCUAGAGACGGAAAAUAAACCUAACAGCACAAUGAUGAAGAAAAUAGAUGAGGAUAAACCAAAAGCUGUUGCUGCAACUGUAGAAGGGAAUUUGAGCCAGGCCGCUCGUACAUUAAGGGGGCAGGCCUCGAUGGAAGCAAAUACCGGCGUUCCUCCUCCCGAUGUCAAAACAUCUGUGAUAAAACAAGAGCUGAAAGCGAGAAAAGAGUCCAAGGAUUUAAAUGUUUUAACAAAUCUUUCCAACAAGGACAGCACCCCACCAUCAAGAAAUCACAGUCUAAGUUUGAGGUUAAGGAAAUGGCAAACAAGAAAGGCUAACCUCAUGGCGGCGAAAACCUUAACGACGCCGUUCUUUGGCCGCUGGGGCAAGUUGAGACACAGGUUCAAGAAAAGCCAGGUUAAUGUAAACACGAUAGUUCCUCGAAGAAGAGGGCGUCCGCCAAAGUCAAGGAAAGCAACCCACGAUGAAAACACCACUGCAGGUAGAAACGGUGAAAGUCUAAAGACCAAAUCCUCCCAGAUCCCUGCAGCCUGCCUGGAGGCCACAGGGUCUCCCACUGUUGGGAAGCUGGAAAUGAAGGAAAAGCACGACAGCGAUGCUGCCAAGACAGAGAUGCUGCAGCAUAAGGCAAAGUCCAAAAAAUCACUAAGCGACAAGACAGAGAGUGUUCAAGUAGAACAAAACAAAGCAUCUGACCAAGGCUCUACUGCUGCAUCUCACAAUUCAGUCCUCACUACUGAGAAAUCGCAGAACGUGAAGAAGCGCUGUGCUUCAAAAGACACUGACUCUUCAGGGGCCAGCAAGGCAAAGAAGCAAAAGGUUACAUCAAGAAAAAGUCCUUUGAAGGAGUCUGCAGUCUCGGUAGGUUCAAAGGAAUUAGCCCUGCCAACAUUAGCGGUUGAUAACAUGACAAUGGUGGACAAAACACUUUCAAGCCAAUGUAGCCCUGCCGAUUGUCUUCCUGGGAAUACCAAGCAGUGUGUUAUUAAAAAGAAGAAAUCUCUUUCUUCGGAAGAAAGACUUAAUCGGAAGAAAGGUGGUCAAAAGAAAGCCGAUGCCACAGACGGCCUCAAUUUGAAAAGUAAGUUGAAGAAUGCGACCAGCGGAGGCCCUGCUUCCACCAGUCAAGAUGAAUCCACAAAACCGUCACCCCUAGCCUCCAAAAAGAAGUCAACUGCUACCCAGGUUAGGAGAAACAAAGUGGACAAGGGACUUAAGAAAGAAUGUGAAAGAAAGACUGCUAAGGAAGAAAAUCUGCAUCCGGUCCAAAGCAUUUCCGCUCAAAUAGCCACUGAGCCAAAAAGUGAAGAAAAGCCUGAGCUAUUGGACAGCACCGCCGGUGAACAUGGACACGUACACAGAAAGUGUGCCGUAAGCAGGCGCCAUCACUCCCAGAAACCAAAUCAGGAUGAAAUGUCAACGCUAUGCAUGGACACGUUGGCAGAGUACGGAAAGAAGCACAUGCGGGCGCCUCCCACGGUCUACCUCGACGAGAAGUACAUCACAAUGCCCAAACGAAGGAAGGAGGUAUCGUCCGUCCAGUCGUAUGACUUGAACACCGUGCCGGUAGAGGCUAGCGUCGCCGGCGUGUCGCAGAGGCAACGGUGCGUCAAUUGCUUCACGACGUUCAGCAGCGCAGAGGAGCUACAGGGUCACCUCCGACUCCAGCGCUGCUCCAGCCUCUUUGGCUUCGACUCUGAUGACGAGGGGAAUAGUUGAAUUAUUGGCCUCCAGUCCGCGUGAGUGGCUGCAGAACAGACUGGACCUGGAUGAAGGCUGGUUGGAUCCUGACUCAUCAAGCCUCCUCUCUUGAGGGACUUGGACUUGCCAGAUGGUGACACUUUUUUUUUUUGGAUAACGGAAAAUAGCCAGUCCAUUAAAGGCCUGCAAAACAGAACUCCAGUCAAUUUUUGCAGAGCAGUUUGUACUGAAGUGCCUGCUCUGGAACCACAGCACUGAUUCCAGAUGCUUCACCUGUGGAGCAGUGUUGGACUUUUGACAGAACUGCCACUUUUUCCUCCAUCAGUAAGCCAUAAAAUAUGCUUUUUUUUAGUUUUGCACUCUUCUCAUAACCCUGUCAUGCUGUUUGAACAAUGUUCCAGUGAAACGCGUUGCUUAGAUUGAGUCUAAGUUGCUGUAAUCGGCUUUGGUUUUAAUUGAAGCUACUAACAUGAGUUAACUUCUGAUGCUGCCACUAGGGGUCAGUGUGCACUCAACCUCUCUACCCUCUCCUCAGCUCAAGUAUAAGAGAUUGUUCUCUCUUUUUUUAUAUACAGGAUUUGUUCCACUGCACAGGUCAUUUCCUAAACAUCACAUCAUUGAGUUUUGUUGUUUUCACAAGCCUGUCCAAGCUGGAGACAUGUCCCUCUUGAUGAGAAGAUACAUUGCAGUCACAAAGUACUGUUUGCAGGAAGUGGGUGAUAUUUAUUUUAUUUUCUAUAUUGUAAAUAUUAGGAGAGUUUCAAUUGCUUAUAUAAGGGGCUGUUGAAAUUUGGUUUAUAUUUGUUCUUGGAGAGAGAAUAAACUUAUUUCACAUUUUA
Doryrhamphus excisus (bluestripe pipefish) is the source of this 7003-nucleotide messenger RNA. RefSeq lists its product as uncharacterized. Gene Ontology annotation, biological process: regulation of transcription by RNA polymerase II. The record is from RefSeq and is a predicted model, not a curated record. Gene Ontology annotation, cellular component: nucleus. NCBI's taxonomy places the organism in Eukaryota, Metazoa, Chordata, Actinopteri, Syngnathiformes, Syngnathidae. Gene Ontology annotation, molecular function: DNA-binding transcription factor activity, RNA polymerase II-specific; DNA binding.